Molecule: messenger RNA, 1323 nt
Organism: Mauremys mutica (yellowpond turtle)
Lineage: Eukaryota; Metazoa; Chordata; Testudines; Geoemydidae
Product: protein HEG homolog 1-like
Exons: 4
Coding region: 1-1323 (440 amino acids)
Source: RefSeq, a predicted model, not a curated record
AUGCGAGCAACGUGCACUUUGCUGCUGCGCCAACUUAGCCUCCUCCUGCUGCUGCUGCAGCCCUCUGCGGGAUCGGGCCCCUUCGCCGCCUCCAGCGACCCCCCUGCUCGGACCCCGCUCAGCGGAGCCACCGCGGGGCCGCAGGGUUCUUCCAGCCGGGGCGUCUCUGCUGCAGCUGCUGCUGCCGCGGCGGCGGCUGCUUCCCGGCUGCCUCCCUGGGAGAGGGAGAGCUCCGUGCCCUGGGCGCCGCCAGUGUCCGGCAGCACCUCGGAGCCGGCCGCGGGAGGACACACCAGCAGCCCGGUCAUUGGAAGCGGCUAUCAGACACUUAGAAGUUCAGAUAUUGAAAUGAGGACUUCCAGGUCUCCUACGGACAAUAUGGAGACACUGACUACAUUCUCCAGAAGUGGAGAGAGGACGUUGCUGUCUAUAACAAACAGUGCCAUGUCUACAACUGCAACAGAAAGCACCACCUCUUAUACAGAAAUGAUCAGUUCUGCAGAUUUAACCCAGCACUCCUCUUCGGUAGAGCAGAACAGAAGAAAUAGCUCCUCAAGUGAUAUAUAUUUCACUGAGCCUGGAACGCAGCCUUUGAUUGUACACUCUUCUGAGAUACCCACCUAUUCAUCUUCACAAAGUGAUCCUCCAGCCAUUGGAAGCAGCCACAAGACAGCUAGCAUCUGGGAUAUGGAAAAAAAGACUCCUAGUUCUCAUACUGAUAGUAUGUACAUUUCACCUACAUUCAGCAGAGGUGGGGAGAGGACAAUACAGUUGCUAACAAACAGCGUCACUUCGACUGAUUCACUGAAAAGCACCACUUCUCAUACAGAAAUUGCCAUGUCUUCAGAUCUAUCCCACUCCUCAGCUUCUAUAUCAUGGACUGGAGGAAGAAAUAGAUCAUCAACUAUCGCUGCUCUCCCUGAGUCUUCAACAGGGCCUUUACUUACAUAUUCCCCUUUAAAGAGUGGUCUGCCAGCCAUUGGAAGUAGCCAUCAGCCAAUUAGCGGCUCAGAGAAAAAUAUUGCCAGUUCUCACAUUGCCAGUACGUACAUUUCAACUACAUCUACCAGAACAGGAGCGGGGAUGUUACAAGAUCUAGUAAACACCAGCAGAUCUUCUAAUGCAACAGGAAAUUCUACUUCUGGUACUGAAAUGUCCAGCUCUUCGUAUUUAACCCAGUCGUCAUCUAUAUCUUCUAUAGCACUGACCAGUGGAAUUCAUAUCUCAUUGGCUGCCACAGAUUUCACAGAGCCUUCAACAGACCCUUUGCUUACACAGUCUCAUUCUGCUUCAGAAACUGCUUCCAAAGGUGAGCAUUAUUAG